This is a messenger RNA of Phacochoerus africanus (Common warthog), 4370 nucleotides long. It is a transcript of the gene ARHGAP27, whose product is annotated as Rho GTPase activating protein 27. The record is from RefSeq and is a predicted model, not a curated record. NCBI's taxonomy places the organism in Eukaryota, Metazoa, Chordata, Mammalia, Artiodactyla, Suidae. The transcript is spliced from 18 exons. The coding region runs from base 358 to 2961 and encodes 867 amino acids. Gene Ontology annotation, molecular function: protein binding. Gene Ontology annotation, biological process: signal transduction; regulation of GTPase activity. Gene Ontology annotation, cellular component: cytoplasm.
ACACCGGGGAUUGUCUCUCACAGCCGCAGCCCCAGCCGGGGAGGAAGUUCUGCCGGGUGCUCUCGGCUGGUGCCUCCCUCGCUAUAUUGUUGAACAGGAAACAGGGCAGCGCGGGAGCUGGGCGGUGGAGGAGGGAGCGCCGGACGCCGAGCCCCGUGCGCCCGCCGGGACAAGUGGAGGCGAGGCCAGCGAGCGGACACCCCGAGCUCCGGCUCCCUGAGGUCUCUCCAGCCGAACUCUUGGACGCCCCGCCCAAGGAGAUGGCGGGGACCUAACCUGCAUCCAUCCGCCGGCUCCGCCCUGCCAGCCCAUGGGCUCAGUGAGGCCCGCCCUGCCCACGGACAGGCCGUGGCCACGAUGGCGGCGGACGUCGAGGGAGACGUGUACGUGCUGGUGGAGCAUCCCUUCGAGUACACGGGCAAAGAUGGGCGCCGAGUCGCCAUCCGGCCCAACGAGCGCUACCGACUGCUGCGCCGCAGCACAGAGCACUGGUGGCAUGUGCGGAGCGAGCCCGGCGGCCGCCCCUUCUACCUGCCCGCGCAGUACGUGCGCGAGCUGCCGGCACUCGGACACCCUGCCACCCCGCCACCCGCGCCCCUCCCAGGUCCGACAGCCUCCGAACCGCUCGCCUAUGACUACCGCUUCGUGAGCGCCUCGGCGCCUGCAGGUCCUGAUGGUACCCCCGCCGAGCCCCGGGACCGCGCCGGCUCCCUGUGCAGCCUGGCUCGGGGCCGCAACGUGACCCAGCGCCGCAGCCUGGCGCCUGGCCUCCCCGCCUGCCUGUAUACCCGGCCCACCGCGCCCGUGCGGCCCGCGCAGUCCCUGGACGACCUGGCCCGCACCGCCGUGCCCCCUGCCGGCCUCCUCGGGAGCCGGGGCAGUUUCAAGGCCUGCAGCGUGGCGGGCUCGUGGGUGUGCCCGCGGCCCCUGGCGCGCAGCGACUCCGAGAACGUCUACGAGGCCAUCCAGGACGUACGCGGCCAGCCUCGGGAGCAACACCCGAAGCAGGCGGACGACCCCCCGGAGCCAGUGUACGUGAACUUGGAGAGGCAGCCUCGGGCCACGUCGCCCCGCGCCACCGCGGCCCCCCUCCCCAGCCCAGUGUGGGAGACGCACACGGACGCGGGCACCGGACGCCCCUACUACUACAACCCCGACACGGGCGUGACCACCUGGGAGUCGCCCUUCGAGGCCGCCGAGGGCGCCACCAGCCCGGCCACCUCCCCCGCCUCGGUGGGCAGCCACGAGAGCCUCGAGACCGAGUGGGGCCAGUACUGGGAUGAGGAGAGCCGCAGGGUCUUCUUCUACAACCCGCUGACGGGAGAGACGGCCUGGGAGGACGAGUCUGAGGACCAGCCGGAAGACGAGCUGGAGAUGCAGCCGGGCCUGAGCCCGGGCAGCCCCCGGGACCAGAGGCCUCCUACCCCCGAGGCGGACUACCCUGAGUCCCUGACCAGUUACCCAGAGGAGGACUAUUCCCCCGUGGGCUCCUUCAGUGAGCCCGGCCCCGCCUCGCCCUUGGUCAUACCGCCAGGCUGGUCUUGCCACGUGAGCCCGGAUGGCCAGACGCUGUACACCAACAACUUCACCCAAGAACAGUGGGUGAGGUUGGAGGACCAACACGGGAAGCCUUAUUUCUACAACACAGAUGACGCCUCCGUUCAGUGGGAGCUGCCCCAGGUCCCUGUCCCUGCCCCACGGAGCAUUCGCAAAUCCAGCCAGGACAGUGAGACACCAGCCCAGGCCAGCCCCCCUGAGGAGAAGGGACGGGAAGGAAUCAAGACCCUGGACAAGGCAGGCGUGCUCCAUCGCACCAAGACAGUGGACAAGGGAAAGCGGCUCCGGAAGAAGCACUGGAGUGCCUCCUGGACAGUGCUGGAGGGCGGCGUCCUGACAUUCUUCAAGGACUCGAAGACCUCGGCUGCAGGCGGUCUGAGGCAGCCUUCCAAGCUCUCCACCCCUGAGUACACAGUGGAGCUGAAGGGGGCCUCUCUCACCUGGGCCCCCAAAGACAAAUCAAGCAAGAAGAAUGUUCUGGAGCUGCGGAGCCGAGAUGGCUCAGAGUACCUGAUCCAGCAUGACUCGGAGGCCAUCAUCAGCACCUGGCACAAGGCCAUCGCCCAGGGCAUCCAGGAGCUGUCUGCAGACCUGCCUCCCGAGGAGGAAAGUGAGAGCAGCGUUGUAUUCGGGUCCAGUGAGCGCCUGGGAAGCUGUCGGGAGGAUGAGGCGCGACCGGGUGCUGGGGUGCCCGCCCCGGGGCCCGGAGGCCUGGAAAUCGACGUGAGCAAGGUCCGGUACAAGCUCCGCAAGUUCCUGCUGAGGCGGCCCACGCUGCAGUCGCUGCGGGAGAAGGGCUACAUCAAAGACCAGGUGUUCGGCUGCGCGCUGGCUGUGCUGUGUGAGCGCGAGAGGAGCUCGGUGCCGCGCUUCGUGCAGCAGUGCAUCCGCGCCGUCGAGGCCCGGGGGCUGGAAAUCGACGGUCUGUACCGCAUCAGUGGAAACCUGGCCACCAUCCAGAAGCUGCGCUAUAAGGUGGACCACGAUGAACGUCUGGACCUGGACGACGGGCGCUGGGAGGAUGUCCACGUGAUCACCGGCGCCCUGAAACUCUUCUUUCGAGAAUUGCCAGAGCCCCUCUUCCCCUUCUGCUACUUCCGCCAGUUCAUCACUGCCAUCAAGCUGCAGGACCAGGCUCAGCGCAGCCGCUGUGUGCGGGACCUGGUGCGCUCGCUGCCCGCCCCCAACCAUGACACUCUGCGGCUGCUCAUCCAGCAUCUUUGCCGGGUGAUCGAGCACGGAGAACAGAACCGCAUGUCCGUGCAGAGUGUGGCCAUAGUGUUCGGGCCCACGCUGCUCCGGCCUGAGACGGAGGAAACCAGCAUGCCAAUGACCAUGGUGUUCCAGAACCAGGUGGUGGAACUCAUCCUGCAGCAGUGCGCAGACAUCUUCCCGCCGCACUGACCUCGGGCCUCUACCCCCACCCCCGCUGCUGGUGCUGCUGCCCUGGGAGUGGGGACGGCGACAGUGGUCCUGCAAAGAGGCUGAGCGGCUGGACUCUUAUCUCUGAGACCUCGGUUCUGAGGGUAUGGUGACCCCUGGUGGGCAGUUCGCAAAAUGUGAUUUUUUUUUUUUUUUUCCCCCCUCCCCUGAUUUGGCCUGCUUUAGGGUUAAUUGGGUUCAGUUCUUUAUCACAGCGCCACCUGCUGGGCAUUUGCAAGAAUGCGGGGUGGGGGAGAGUCUUUUCUGGGACAGCCGAGAUGCAAGGAGGAAUUCGACCAAAGGGUUUCCUGGCUUCACUGAGGCCUUGACGGAGACCAUGUGGGUUCCCUGCCCUGUGCGUGGCACCGUGCCCAUCAUGAAGCAGCAAUCGACAACUUCCCUGCUGUGGAAAGAGAACUGACUGGGGCCACCAGCAGGCAGCUGAACGUGCCUUUCCCCAGGCCUCCCUGCUGAUGCUGCCUGGCCCAGUCACUGGCUGGCUGUGGACCAUUUUCAUCUCAUUUCCUGUUUGGAGUUCUGGGCCUUGCCCUCCUUGGUUCACGUGUGCUGUGUGCAAGGGGUCUUCCUGGUUGCUCAGUGUGUACCCUGCACCUGCCAUGCACCAUUUCUACUCACGAUCCCAUUUUACAGGUGAGGAAGCUGAGGCUUACAGAGGCAAAAUGACUUGUUCAGAGUCCGGUGGCUGAUCGGACUCCCCAGCUCAGGCUCCUCUCACACCAGAGCACAGCCUCCUGUGAGCAUGAAAUCAGUUCUUUCAGCUACCCCGCAACCCCAGCAUGGCUUUAUGGGUGAAGCGAUGAAACUAAGCUGAAGGGAUCUGCCCCAACUGUUCUGAGGGGAGGGGAAAUGCAGCCGCAGGAGCUCCAAGGCCCUCUCGGCGGCACCCUGGCUCUUAGGUAUGCCUACCUGGUGCCCACCUUGCCGUGAAGAGCUGGGAAAGAGGCCUGCAAGGUAGGAGGAAGGAGAUCAUGACCUCAGAAAAGAAAGUGUGGCCCUGGGGUCAUCCGUCCCCUUUCCUUCUUGUGCACAAACCACUUCAGUUUAUGGUUCUCGGGCCCCGCCCCACCUACCCGCUCGUAUAUUCCACAGACCACAAUAGCUAAUAUUUAUUGACAUUUGCACCAUAGCAAGCAUUUUACUUGGAUUGUCUCAUUUGUUUCUCACAGCCAGUAUUUAUUAGCUGCCCUUCUGGGUCAGGCACUAUGCUCUGGGCAGGGGUACCGCACACAGCCUCCCUGACCCGAGCCCACCCCUGAUGCCAGCGGGGCAGGAGGAGAAUGCAAACAGAGGCUUCACACCAUGUGUCAACACCUUGUAAAGUUAUAAAUCAAGCUAACAACUGUUCAAUAAAAUAUGUUCCAUUCUCCUAC